CGGCCUGGCUCCCAGCCGCCCCAGAGAGGGAUGAGCCCCUCCGGAUGCCAAAGUGGGCAGAGCCGCUGGAGCCUGCGCCCGCCCCCCAGAGGUCAAAGUGCAGGACAGGACGUAUAAAAGCCCAACCCCAGGGCUCAGAAGCUGCCUGGCUGCCGGAGAGGCCGGACACUGGUGCCCUAGCUCCUGCUGGGGAGACUCCUGCCGCCUGCGACCAGCCCGAGGACCGGCCAUACCCGCGGAGGCCGGACGCCGACCGGACGCCGGAAGAGCCCGUAAGCCGACCGGUACGAAGGGACCCAGAGGAGCUGCCCAGCUUACCGCUCGCAGAGUACCCCGAGGAGCCCAUGGUGCUCGAUGCCGUGGAGGAUGCUGACCAGACGCAGGUCCGGUUCCCAUUUGCACCCACACGUGACUAUGCCAGGGACUUUGGCGCUGCUUUCAGUUCUGUUCAGUCUCCUCCACAUCACUGAGGGGCAAACGUUCAACUGGGGGCGCUGUCUGGAUCCACCGGUCCAGGAGAACUUUGAUAUUACCAAGUAUGUUGGGAAAUGGUAUGAAAUUGCAAAGCUGCCUGCGAGCUUUGAGAAGGGAAUCUGCAUCCAGGCCAAUUACUCACUGAAGGAAAAUGGGAAGAUUAAAGUGAUAAAUCAAGAGCUCCGCUCUGAUGGCACAAUUAAUCAAAUCGAGGGGGAGGCUACCCAGGCUGACGGUGCGCUGGCCAAGCUUAGAGUCAGCUUUUACUGGGCCAUGCCCUCUAGCCCUUACUGGGUACUCUCCACUGACUAUGAAAACUACUCCCUGGUGUAUUCCUGCACUACUUUUAUCUGGCUCUUCCACAUUGAAUAUGCCUGGAUUCUGUCAAGAACUCCACAGCUGCAGCCAGAAACUCUGGAACGUCUGAAGAACCUUCUCCACUCCUACAAGAUUGACACUGGGAAAAUUAGGCCAACUGAUCAAAUGAAUUGUCCUCCUGAGAUGUAGAUCCCACUGUUUAGGAGAAGAAGUCCAGGCUAGUUAUGAACUCUGUUGCUUUAUUAGUGUUGAUUAAAACCUCUUAAUUUAGAAUAACAAUGUCUUUUGCUAAUGGUAGCUUGUAAACACUGACUGUAAUGUCUGUGUGAUAGCAGCUAAGUAGUAUUGGUACUCUGUCUGUGUAAUCUCUCUCAUGUACUUUGAGAAGCCUGAGUAAAUUA
Mauremys reevesii (Reeves's turtle) is the source of this 1193-nucleotide messenger RNA. RefSeq names its product apolipoprotein D (gene APOD). Lineage: Eukaryota; Metazoa; Chordata; Testudines; Geoemydidae. The transcript has 5 exons. The coding region runs from base 355 to 981 and encodes 208 amino acids. Gene Ontology annotation, biological process: lipid transport; brain development; tissue regeneration. Gene Ontology annotation, molecular function: cholesterol binding. The record is from RefSeq and is a predicted model, not a curated record.